Molecule: messenger RNA, 1218 nt
Organism: Sphaerulina musiva SO2202
Lineage: Eukaryota; Fungi; Ascomycota; Dothideomycetes; Mycosphaerellales; Mycosphaerellaceae
Exons: 4
Biological process (GO): G protein-coupled receptor signaling pathway; cell surface receptor signaling pathway
Cellular component (GO): membrane
Molecular function (GO): G protein-coupled receptor activity
Source: RefSeq, a predicted model, not a curated record
AUGGCAUCCACUAUCGAUGUCGCCAGCCUCAAUAUCACAUUUUGUCCUGCGCCAUUUCUCAAGGACUCGGAUUUUCCAGAUACCGGCGGCUAUCUCGCAGGACGAUAUUGUGGAAAAUUGACGGGCGACUUAUCAUGUUGUCUCCCAUGUCCCGUGGAGAAAUUGGUGUAUACGGAUCGCUUCAACAGUCUGAUGCAAGCAUCACAUUGGCUCAAUAUUCCCAGUUUGGCACUGCAGUGUGUGCUGUUGAUUACUUUUAUUGUGCUUCCCAAGGAAGUUUCGCAUGGAAGUUAUCAUAAUUUUGGGUUGUGUAUUGCGAUUAUUUUGUUGCAGCUCGGCUUCCUCAUCCCCCUCGGCACCAAACCCGAUCUCUGCCACGAUACCAUCACUCCCAACGACAUGUACUCGGACAUGUCCUGCGCCUGGACCGGAGCCCUCAUCACCACGGGCGCCAUGGCCUGCGCUUCAUGGGUCAUGCUGCGCUCCUUAUACACACAUCUCAAAAUCUGCUGGGAUUUCAAACACGAGCGCAUAUUCUUCUGGGUGGCAGAAAUCUUCGGAUGGGGUUUACCUGGUUUGUUUCUGGCAUUGACGUUGCCUAUUACGGGCGUCAGUUAUCGUUUGGGACCGACGUGUGUGCCGAAUCAGAAGAAUUCGUUUGUGACGUGGUUUGGAUGGUUGAUUGCGUUUGGAUGUAUUGCGGCAUUAUUGACAAGUUCGACGACGAUUUUUUGCUUGUGGGUGUAUUUGAAAGAUUUGGGCAAGAAGAAUAAAGGAGGUGGUGGUGGCGGGAAGAGUUAUGGUGGGAAUAGUACGCAACAAGACGAUGAGAGUAUUGCGCCGAAUACGCAGUCUGGGUGGACGAGUCGGAAUAGUACGAGGAAGUUGGCGUGGUCGCGUGUCAAAGUGGUGUUGUUGGCACAGUGGAGGAGUGUGUUGCUUUCUACGCUGGUGAUUGUUAUGGUGUUGUACUAUGGUACUGUCUUUGUGAAGCAGACGAACACGGGACUGAAUGCUGUUGAUCCUGACAAACAAGCCGCAGUCACGACAUGGGCUAUUUGCAUUGUACUCAACAGUGGAGAGAAAACCAAGUGUGAACCUCUAUCGCACGUUCUAGGACUCGAUGAGAAUGCGGUAAUUGCAGCUUGGUUCAUCGCCGGUCUCGUGGGAACUUUCACUUUCCUCCUCAUGGUCCGCCACUCCAUGAUCACCGGUUGG